ACUCCAGUCAUUCGCAACGUGUUCGCGACUCUAUAAACAACUUCUGUUUCGUAAAUAUUUUUUUCAAAAUUUUCAAUUAUCGUUUUUCGUUUUUCAUCUCAAAAUCCAAUAGGAGAAAAAAUUUAAAAGUUUUUGAAUAAAAAAAAAAAAGUCAUUCCUAUGAAGCGGAGAAAUUCGAAAAAUUUUCAAAUUUGGAGAACAGGAAAGAUGCUCAGUGGUGGUUGAUGAAGAGGAAAUUAAAAAUAUAGUUUUUUUCUAUUCAAAUAUAAUCUAAAAGGGAUUAAAUUGGAAUCAAUUUUUUUUUUGCCUGACAAGACACGCUAAUGACACAAUAUUCAAUUGAUCGAUCGUUUCGAAUUGAGAUCAUCAGGUCGACAGGUGGAUUUUUACGUGUUCUCAGGAGGUCAACUUGAAACGGGAGCCGAAGACAGACUCGAAUUACAAGUCUUGAAAGAGAGAGAGAGAGAAAAAAAAAAGAAUUUUCCGCCUCUUCUCCGACAAAGAAAGGUUUACAAAAUGACUUUCUGGAAUAUUACCUUUCUAGUAUUAUUAGUGACAACUAGAGUUUUCGCUGACUUUCAAGUCUCGAGGCAGGAUCUGACUGUACUUGUUGGAGACAAAAACACCUUUAAUUUAUAUUUAACUGAACCAUUGUCAGCAGAUGUGAAUGUUACUUUUGAUAUACAGCAUCCAGAUUUGAUAAGAGCUAUACCGUCUAGUCUAAGUUUAAAGAAAGGGACACAAGAUAAUUUAACAAUUGAAAUUCAAGCUCUAAAAGCAGGAAGCGUUGUUCUCAGUGUAAAUGCAACACCCAGUAAUAUUGCAAGUAUUACCGAUGCAUUCGUCAGGAUAACUGUGGAAAAAUCGGCUAUUCUCGAUCACAUAAGUUCAGUAGUCGGAUGGCUUUAUUUUUUGGCAUGGAGUGUCAGUUUUUAUCCACAAAUUUUUAGCAACUAUAGAAGAAAAAGUGUCGUAGGAUUAAAUUUUGACUUUUUAUCACUCAAUCUAGUUGGAUUUGUUUUAUACUCCUUAUUCAAUUGCGGUCUCUAUUGGAUACCCGAAAUAGAGCAAGAAUAUUUUAGUCGCUACCCAAAAGGAUUGAAUCCAGUGAAGCCAAACGAUAUAUUUUUUUCGUUGCAUGCAUUUUUUGCAACAGUCAUAACAAUUAUUCAAUGUUUCAUUUAUGAGAUUGGCAAUCAAAGGGUUUCAACGACAGCGCGAAUUAUUCACGGAAUAUUUACAACGUUUAUAAUUAUUAGUAUUAUUCUGUCAUUACUGCAAGUGAUUGCCUGGUUGGAUUUUCUCUAUUACUGCAGUUACGUGAAAUUAGCGAUUACAUUGAUUAAAUAUGUACCGCAAGCAUUUUACAAUUAUAAACGAAAAUCCACUGUCGGAUGGAGUAUUGGAAAUAUUUUUCUCGACUUCACUGGAGGAAUGCUCUCAAUGUUGCAAAUGAUUCUAAACGCUUAUAAUUUUGAGGACUGGGAAAGUAUUUUUGGCGACCCCACAAAAUUCGGUCUCGGAUUCUUUUCCGUCGCUUUCGACGUAUUCUUUCUUGUCCAACAUUAUUGUCUCUAUGGAAAACAUCGUGAAGGCUACAUUAUUCUACCAGGAUCAUGUCAAGCGGAAGGUGUUGAAGAAAGAAUAACCGGAAGAUCAAAGCAAAAAUCUUCUUCGUCUAAUGAAGAAAUUUAGUCUUCAAUUUUUUUUUGUAUUAAAAACAAAAACUACAUUUUACUCAAAGUCACGAUAAAUUAAAUUUUUAUACCAAAUCGUAACGAAUUGAUAUUUAACUUUGCAAAAAUGCAAAAAUAUUACGUUUCCUAAUAUUUUUAAAUUAAUAAUUUAAUUUUUAAUUUACGAACGUUUAUCACAUUUUUUUUCCUAUAAGAAAAAAUUAUCUUCUGAUAAUUAUUUUAUCGGAAUUUGUCAAUUGAAUUACCGUCUACAUUCCUGUUUAAAACUCAAUAUUGUCAUUUUUAUGAGAUUUUAUAUUAUUUUUAAUUAUCUGUGAUUUAAAUUUAAGAAUCUCUUUUGAAGGCAUUUUUAUAAACUCAAGAAUCAAAAAAAUUAUAUUUCAAUAUUAGAGAAAUAUUAAAUGAAAAAUUAAAUCGAUUUUGUUUUAACUAAAAGAAUAAAAAUUGUCUGAAAUAUUUACAUAUUUUGAAAAAUAGGUAAAUCACAUAUUUUAUGAAUAUUUAUCUUGACUGUAAAUUUUUUUACAUAGAAAAGGAAAUUAAUGUUUCUGAUGUAAAUUUUCGAAAAUAUAACUCAUUUGGCUAAAAAGACAA
Messenger RNA from Leptopilina heterotoma, 2291 nucleotides. It is a transcript of the gene Ctns, whose product is annotated as cystinosin homolog. Gene Ontology annotation, cellular component: lysosomal membrane. The transcript has 9 exons. The coding region runs from base 517 to 1695 and encodes 392 amino acids. Gene Ontology annotation, molecular function: L-cystine transmembrane transporter activity. NCBI's taxonomy places the organism in Eukaryota, Metazoa, Arthropoda, Insecta, Hymenoptera, Figitidae. The record is from RefSeq and is a predicted model, not a curated record. Gene Ontology annotation, biological process: L-cystine transport.